AUGCCACCUCGAAAUAUUGAGAUCUCUCCGCCUUCUUUGAUUUCUUCAUCUCAAUCCAAAAAUGCCAGCUCAAGGAUAACAUUUGCGGUGAAAGAGACCGAAAAAGAGGUGGAACUCCGUCAACAAUGUUUGGAUCCGGAUCCUAGAGUUAGAACGGAAGCUAUACAAUCGUUUGAGAAGAUGUGCAAGGACGGGAAAAUGAUUUCAAUCGAGAGUUAUUCAUUGCUUUCGGAGCUGUCUACAAAUUCGGCCAAGAAUGUGAGACUGAGUGCGCUGCGAUUGGUACAACUGUUUGCGGAGAGAUAUCCUGAAUAGUUAGUUGAUUUUGAAUUAUUUCUUUUGGAUUUUAGGUAGGACCAGGGCUGUGAAGGGGUGAUAUUACACUUGAUGCCUGUUUAUAGUAUUGCUAUAACUUUUGACAUUGUUGGCAAAAUUGGAUGGCUUUGGUCUUAAAAUACUCUACGAUCUACGUAGGGAAUAUAGUAGUUUCUUUGAACUGGGCCAAAUAAGCUGCAGAACUCACACGAUUAUAUUUUCAGUCAAGUCAAAACCGAACGAGGAUUCCAAAUCCGUCUUCAUGAUGAUGCUUUUGUUCAAGUGUGUCAUGCCGUAAACGACAUUGAAACUGAAGUCCGCGAAGAAGCUGCCCGACUUCUUGGUCUUUUCACAUGCGUCUCAGAUCAGUUUCUUGAGCAAACCCUGGAUAAGAAGGUCAUGAAGACAAUGCAAUUUGCAUAUGACCAGAAUAAACUGCAGAGCCAGACCAAGUUUAGGCCUUCAAGUGGAUGGUCGGUGGGAAAGAAGCUUGGUGAAGAUGUGCCUGCCGAGAUGGAGGACGACGAGAAGGACGCCAUGAUUCCGAUGGGAGCUUGCGGGGCAUUUGUUUCUGGUCUGGAGGACGAGUUUAUGUGUAGGUCCAGUUUUUUUGAUGAUCAUGUUCAAAGCAUAGGUUUUCUGAAGAUUCUGGUUUGAUGGUUUUACAAAAAGUUGAUGUCGUUAUGAAGGUCCAUUUUAGCUGUCCGUCAAGCAGCCGUCUUCUCCCUGGGCCGUCUAGCCGCCAGCCGGUCGGAUUUUGCCCGGCUCUCCAUCGACCAUCUCGCAGAUAUGUUUAACGAUGAAAUGCAACAAAUACGACUAGAUGCGAUCAAGGCAAUGACCCCAUUGAUAGUUCAUGGCACACUGGAAAGGGAACAGCUACACACAAUAUUGAGCGUUUUGUCAGACGCCAUCCCAGACAAUCGCUUGGCCUUACAUUCUCUACUUGGAAUGGCUAAUUUCGCCGAGUAUUCUUGCAUUUUGCAAGUUAUGAAGGCCUUGCAAGACUCGAUGAGGAGGUUCCCGAGGGAUCGCGAUUCCAUUUUUAGGUAGGAAUUUUGCGAUGGGCCGGGUUCAUGAGUGAUAUAACAAUAUCGGGAAAGUUUUAAUUUAUUUUAUUUCAGCUGUCUGAGUAAGAUUGGCCAUCGGCAUGCCAUUUUUGUCCAGCCAUUGGUACCAGAACUUCUCAAUAUUCACCCGAUUUUUGAUGCUCAUGAACAAGAUGUUAAUGAUGAUUUUUGUAAGGAUUUUUGUUUUGAAAUUUUAUUAUUAUUGUCUUUAGAUCUUUGCAAUCUGAUCCUAGUACUGAACGCGGCUCAUGUCCAGCCUCAGAUAUGCUCCUUGAUACCAGAAUACAUCAUUAAACAUUAUCGAUAUCUAAGGCAUUCAAGUUUGGAAUUGAUCCCGGAGAUUGAAGCGUUUGAAAGGCGAAGGGGAUCUACACAGCCCAGUUUUAGCAGGAAUAGCCUGAACAUGAAGGCUUGUCAGGAAGGCAUCAUAAAACAUCUUCAUCUUGUUUAUCACCGAAUGUUCGAAGCUUGCUCCAACCCUGAUUUUGAGGAUAAAAUGGAACUUCUCAAGAUUAUUUUGAAGUAAGAGGGAGUUUUUUGUUUAUAUUUUUGUGUAUGUUUUUUAUGAAAUCUUUUUUUUAUCUGGGAUGACCUAAAAAUGUGAUUUUGGCAUAAGGUAAUGCCAAGUGUAAUAAUUGUGAGUUACUUUCAGAGACCUAAAGGUAACAGACAAUAGUGAAGAAGGGUUCUCUUGCUCUCUACAAUUUUUGAAGCACAUUGGAGAAGUAAUUGUAAAUUAUAAUUUGUGCGCUAGAAGGCAGUAUGACGAAGGAAAUGUGUUGAAUAUCAUUGAAGAGGUGGGUUUAGAGUGUUGAGUUUUUUUAAAAGUAGUUUCAAAGCAUGGUGAAGAUGAGUAAUUUAUUUUUGAGUUAUUUGAGCACCUAGGGUUGUAGUUACGACCAUUUUCUACGAUAGCGUACAAAAAAUCGUCAUUCUUAUUUCCUGGAAUCGUAAAUUUUGUGGGAUGUAAGCCUAUGGCUGUAGAAAAAGCUCUAUAAUUUGGUUUAAAAUUCUUUAUUUCCAGUGUAUGACAAUAAUUUCCCAGUUGAAAGUGCUUUUCUGUGGAGUUGACAAGCGAAUUCGCGCAUUCUUGGCGGAAAUCGAAUUUCAAUUGCAAUUGUUACACCUGUUCAAGAAGAUGGGCCUGGAUCAGAAUUCGGAUUGGGCUGGAAUCAACCAGCUUGUCGAAGCUUUGGUCUCAAAUGUUCAGACGUAAGAAUGUAUAUUGUUGCAGGGGAUCUGAAAAAUAUUUUAGUUUUUCUGUUGGGUCUUGAAAAAUGUAAUGGAAAGGUGAAUAUACUACGUUAGUAAGGGUAUAUUUAGCCUUUGGUUAGUAUAUAUUGACCUUUUUAGGACUGUCUUUGUUGAAAUCUUUCAUUGUAUUUUUUGCAGUCAAGUCAUCGAGCUAGAAGUUGACCCUUCCCCAUCAUGCAGUUCCCUCUGCACAUGGCUAAAUGAGUUCACAAAGACUCACCAGGACACUCCAAGAGACACCAAGCCCCCAAAAGCGAAGAAGCUAGCCAUUCUACCACUAUUAUCAGCAUCGACUUCAAAAGUAAUUGAGGAAGUCGCAAAAAAUCCCAUAAAUUUGCCUCCAUUGAGCUUUGACCUAGCCAGACUGAGGAGAAAAUCAUGCACGAACCUAGAGUUUUGGCAUGCUGGGAAUUGGCUGAGUUAUGAGAAUGGGACGCUGAGAUUUGUGGCUGGUAUCCCGGCUGGACUGGAUGUUUAUUCGACCUUGUUUAACUUGGAAGAGCAAGAUAAGAAGAGGUUUAGAGUUGAGGUGAGUGGUGGGAGUAGUUUAAGAAUCAGUGAACGUCCAGGCUUACUGUAAAUUAAAGAUUUUUUCGAAUUGUUUACGGAAUUGUCGCUAUUUUUUUAAAAAGUUUGAGAAGUCGUGGAGAAGGUAAAGUUGAGUCAGUUGAUGUUCGUAUAGCUUGGUAAUAACAUAUUUGACAAAUUAUUCAUUACUUGAAACAAAAUGUUUAGGUACGGUACCCAGACAAACGCCGCUAUUACCAUCAACCAGUCCCAUCCGACUUCCUGGAACUUGCUGAUCGCCAAAUCCGAUUUCAAAGCACAGUCUUCAUAAUUUCGGAGGAGCCCUGGGCUGUGGCGUCGGAUGUGCGGUUGUCCUGUGGACUGCUGAUCGACUCGGAUUUGGAUGGAUUUGCCUCAAAUCCAGACGAAUCCAAAUCUUUUGUCCCUCUAAUGAGUUACAAACAUCCGGCGAGGGAACAGUAUUCGGAGCUCAGAAUAUUCCCAAUGACUCGAUGUUAG
Molecule: messenger RNA, 3665 nt
Organism: Bursaphelenchus xylophilus (pine wood nematode)
Lineage: Eukaryota; Metazoa; Nematoda; Chromadorea; Rhabditida; Aphelenchoididae
Source: the annotation of a GenBank genome assembly